Messenger RNA from Gadus chalcogrammus (walleye pollock), 3702 nucleotides. RefSeq names its product PDZ domain-containing protein 7-like. Gene Ontology annotation, molecular function: protein binding. Lineage: Eukaryota; Metazoa; Chordata; Actinopteri; Gadiformes; Gadidae. The record is from RefSeq and is a predicted model, not a curated record. Gene Ontology annotation, biological process: sensory perception of sound; auditory receptor cell stereocilium organization. Bases 140 to 2830 code for a protein of 896 amino acids. Gene Ontology annotation, cellular component: stereocilia ankle link complex; stereocilium tip; plasma membrane. The transcript has 18 exons.
CAGGAAUGGCCGGGCAUGUGACUCAAGGGAGCCAGAGAGACGGUCAUCAUGCCUCCUAGCUGUUUACAAACAUCGCUCCUCCCCUCGGCCUUGAGACCCAGACGGGGCGUGCGUGUGAAAGGGGAGCUCGGCGGCCGCCAUGGCUCACUCGUCGGGGCCGUCACGCAGGGAAGCCCCCCCGGGCCCCCAGGGGCCCCGCGGCACCGCCACGCGCCACCUCCUGCGGAAGAAGGAGCAGAGGCACCGGGGAAUCCGCUCCUCCUCCCCCAUGGGCCGGGUCAUCCUCAUCAACUCCCCCGUGGACGGGGGAGAUGACAGCGAGGACAUGCACACCAUCACGGUGGAUAAGAGUGUGGACGGGCGUCUGGGCUUCAGCGUGCGCGGCGGCUCGGAGCACGGCCUGAGCAUCUUCGUCAGCAAGGUGGAGGACAACAGCACCGCCGAGCAGGCAGACCUGCGCGUGGGGGACAAGCUGGUGGAGGUGAACGGGGUGAGCCUGGAGAGCAUCACCAUGAGCAGCGCCGUGAAGGUGCUGACCGGGAACAACCGGCUGAGGAUGGUGGUCCGCAGGGUGGGCAAGGUGCCCGGCAUCCGCUACUCCAAGGAGAAGACCACCUGGGUGGACCUGAUCCACAAGCGCAUGGUGACGGAGGAGAGCGGGCGCACGCCGUCGGAGGCCAGCGCGAGCAGCGCCGGUCUGCAGAGGAUGGUGCACCUCUCCACCACCUCGGACGACUACUGCCUGGGCUUCAACAUCCGCGGGGGCAAGGAGUUCGGCCUGGGCAUCUACGUGUCCAAACUAGACCCUGGGGGUCUGGGCGAGCAGAACGGCAUCAAGAUGGGCGACCAGAUCCUGGCGGCCAACGGCAUCAGCUUCGACGACAUCAGCCACAGCAGCGCGGUGGAGGUGUUGAAGAGCCACACCCACGUCAUGCUCACCAUCAAGGAGACGGGACGCUACCCGGCCUAUAAGGAGAUGGUGGCCGAGUACCGGUGGCUGAACAAGCUGUCCAACGGGACGGCGCAGUCCUCGUCCCAGGGCUCGGGGUCCACCUCCUCCGCCUCGUCCCUGUCCUCGGGCACCCCGGUCAGCUCCCUGAGCGGCCUGUCCCAGGUCAUGUUCCCCCCCAGCCUGCCCUUCAUGGACAUGGUGGACGUCUGCAUCUCCACCGAGGACCAGAGGUAUGAGUCCGGGCGCACGGAGAUGGCCAUCCAGACGGACCACCCGGACACCAGCCGCAGCGUGGGGGCCACCACCCUCCUCAAGGACACCCUGAUCGGGGGCCCGGGGGGCGCGCGGGGAAAGAGGGAGUCCACCAAGACGGCGGUGCUCAUGGCGCUGAGCCGGCCCACCCGCCCCAUCAGCCGGUCCCAGAGCCAGGUCACCGUGGCAGAGAUCAACCAGAAGCAGGACAAGAAGAAGCAGAAGAGCCAGGGCUCGGAGGAGAAGAGCAGCACGCUGCAGCGCUCCAAGACCCUGAUGAACCUGCUGUUCCGGGGAGGCCGCAAGAGGGACGCCUCCGGGGGGCGCUCCAAGUCCCCCUCCAAAGACGGGACCGCCGGGGGCCGGGGGCCCGGCGCGAAGCCCGACCCGGCCAUGCUGGGGGCCGUGGAGGACAUGUCCCGCAGGCUGCUGACCGAAGACGAGGUGGCCUCGGUGAUGAGGGCCUGCCGCAAGUACGUCACGGUGGAGCGGUCGGUGGAGAACUUUGUGCUGCACCUGGUGGAGGUUCUGGACCGGCCGGAGAAGCUGCUGCUGCUGAGGGAGAUCAGAAUGCUGUUGGCUCCUGUCGACCUGGAGCCCUUCAACGACAUGGUGACCCCGUUUGAGGUGGAGGCGUACGACAUCCUCAAGUACCGCUCAAUCAAACCCACGGCGCUGCGCUCCCCAGCGACCGGACGGGCCCCCAAGAGACACCUCAUCACCCCCAUCCCCGACUCGCAGGGCGGCUUCGAGCUGUGCAGCUCCCGGGAGGUGGAGCGGGAGAGCCACCUGCAGGAGGGGCUGGGGCGGCUCCGGGUGUCCGGGACCUCGCGGCGACGCAGCAGGGAGCGCCCCAACACCUCGGGGGCCUUCUCCCCUCUCCUGGACAUCCCCCUGGACAGCUACGCCCUCAAGCCCAGACACGACCCGUCCCACACCGCCGCCGCCGCCGCCGCCGCCCGGGUCCCGCCCCUCCGCUCGGACAUCAACACCGUCCGCUCCGUGCACUUCGACGACGAGGCGUCGCUACGCCCGACCGCGCCGGGCCGAGAGGCUCAGGCCGCCGUGACGGAGCGCGGAAGGUCGGCGCUGAAGAACGGACACUCCAAGAGUAGAGGUGGAGGAGGGGGAGGGGGAGGAGGGGAGAGGGCUGGAGACGCUGUGUUCACGCUACCCAGCGGGGGGGGAGCUCCCAGCAGGAGGCCGCUGCUGUCUCAGGUGUUCUCCUCGGGGUCCAGGAGGCCAGAGGGAGGCGAGGCAGAGACGCUCGCCCCUGAUGCAGCUCCUCACAACGGACUCAACGGCACCGCUGCUGGUCAGGAGUAUGAACUGCAGACGGUCAGCAUAUCAAAGACCAAGCAGUCGCUGGGCAUCAGUAUAUCAGGUGGGAUGGAGUCCAAGGUCCAGCCGGUGGUGAAGAUAGAGAAGAUCUUCCCUGGAGGGGCUGCGUCCACCUGUGAAGUCCUGAAGGCUGGGUUCGAGCUGGUGUCGGUGGACGGGGUCACCCUGCGGGGGGUCACCCACCAGCACGCCGUGGACAUCAUCCGCAGAGCCUUCAGCAACAAGGACAAGGACCCCAUGCUGUUCAUCGUCAAGGUCCCCAAGGGCCCCGUGAACGGAGAGUGACGCUCCAUGACCCAUGGACACCAGCAGCGGUUUCGGAUAGACCCUCCGGUCCCCUGGGACAGGUCGGUCCACCGGCAGAGCUCCUCCGAUGGAGAAGAGACUGUGCAGUCUGGGGUCAGAUAUGUCUUUACUGACACGCAAUAUUGAGGCUAGGAUUGGAGACGGACGCACAUCUCUGCCGUGGCCCAGAGCAGGACACCUCACCCUAACUGCUCCCACAUGAAUGGGUGAAUGUGAGGCACUGUUUGUGCAUUGCUUUGAUUGGCCGCAAGUUGGUAAAGUGCUGUAUGUAUGCAGUCUUUUGACCAUGUGCUGAACAACAGCUCAAAGAAACGCAGAUGCGGAUUGUUUUUCAAUACCUUGUCUCACCUGAAGAGGGCGGUCUUGUGCCUUAUCGUUGGAAUGAUGACGGCAUGUCCCACAUAGUUAUGCAAAGCAAGAAAUGACUGCAGUAAUCCGCGGUGUUUUGGCCGGAGAUUCCCUUAAAAGAUGCCCCGAGAAACGGGAUCUUGGAGGAAAAAUGUUUUAGGGCCGCUUGAAGGUUAAUAUCAUCAGAGAAAUCAAGUCAUUGUUAUUGAUGCCUUAACUGAAAAAUAUGAACGUGAUAAUUUAGAGACAAUGUAUGAAUAUGAACCGUUGUCACUGGGAACCUACAUUAUUUAUGAUGUCUGUGCUUGAAACUAACUGCUUUAACAAGACCAAUUUCUUUCUUUUUUUACUAAAAGACAACAAAACUAAAAGUGAAAUAACGACCUGCCUGGGGAGUUUCAUUAAUUAAUUUUAUUCAAAACAUAGUAACUUGGUUUUCCAGAAAUGUACAGCAUGAAAAUAUACAUUUAAUGUCUUCAUACAAAUACUGUGGAUUAUAAAAG